AUGUUUUGGGUCUCGGCAGGUCGGCGGGGAUGUGUCCAGCUUCUCCGCUGCUGGCCCAUGACAGCCAGCCUGAGGACACCCACCGCAACCCGCUGCCCUCUGCCUUCCUUGGGUUUCUUCUCCAUCUCUUCCCCAUCAAACUCUCAGACAUGUGAACAAGUAAACCCGCCUCUGAAGCAGUGGGCAUUAGAAGUGAGCCCCUUCAGCACAGUUCGGGCUCAGCUCGGCUGCAGCAUAUCCGUCCGUCCGCUUGACCCGCACAGCUACCCCGAGGCUGACCGAGCCUUCAUCACUGUGCACGGGUCAGACAAAACAGAGGAGGAGGAGGUCAGUCUGGAUCACUUACACGUCCUCUACGAUGGGCAGAGCAAAGAGCUGCUCAUCUCAGCAGAGAAAGUCAACACUGGUGUGUUGAUUGAUGUGGCUGCACCCAUUAAAAGCAGUGAGUGUCUUCUGUUACAUAGAGGAUGUCAAUGUGAGUUUGGGUUUCCUUGGUGCCCUCUAAAUACUAUUUUUUUGUUUUGUUAGAUAUCAUAAUCACCGCACAAGGAAAAGGCAAUGUGCAAGUGAAAAAGAUGGAGUGUGAUGUCUGCAAGGUUCAGACAGAGAGAGGAAACUGUCUGCUGCACUCAAUAAGGGUAAGUGCUGCCAAGGCAACAAAAACAAUAGUAGAGGAGAGUUGGGUAAGAUGAGCCAUUUUUCAUAUUUCGGAUCACUACAUCAAGGCAAUCAUAGUUUUAUCUCUAACUAGUGUAUCUGCAUAUAUUUCAAGAUGUUGUUCAUCCCUGCAAACCAACAGAAUGAGUGUAAACAUAACUGUCGUGAUAAUAUAGCAUGCCAAAAUAAGUGGUCUCGUAUGGGGUAAGUUGACCAUAGGAGCAGGGUAAGUUGAGCUGUAUCCCUACUAUCCCCCCACUCUCCACCCCAGCCCUCCCUCACCUUCCCUCCAUUUUAACAUGAGAAUGUCUUUAAGUGAUCCAUAACAUUCACAGCUGUAUUUUUGAAAAGAAAAAGUAACACAUUUCAACAAUCUGAACUGAAACUCUGAUCCUCUCAUCAGACUCCUUUACUUUCUCAGUUGAUCCACUGGCUCAACUUACCCCAGAACUACUAUUCUGACUUUAUUAGUCCUCUAAGCUAAAAUGGUGGACUUUUAUGCUAGGUUUUUGACCUCAUGUUGUAGCUCAUAGAUACCACAAUUGAUGUAUAAAACAAAUUUAAAAUGAUCUUUUUUGGUCUGAAUACAAUUCUAAUCAAACUUAUGACAGACUAAAUUCACUUUCAAGAGUGAACAAGUUUUUUGUAAAUAAAUGUCUAACCUCUUCACCCAUGUGCUUCUAACCUUCACAGACUCCAUGAAUUAAUACCCAUCUCCUAAAUAUUUGGUCACAUGAUCAAUUUCUUUUACCAUUUCCAAGCAACAGGGGGUGGCUCAACUUACCCUUUGGCUAAACUUACCCCACUCUCCCCUACUGAAAAUACAGAUAAGAGCCUGAGCUGACAUGUCAGCAUAUCUCUAAGGGUUGCUAAAGCAAUUUUGCACCAGAAGGAGUGUUGUAACCUACCAAAUAUCAGCAUGAUGUUUCUGUUUAUCAUUAUCAGUUGUAUUAAAGCCAAGAGCUUGUUUUUCACUCGCUUUCCUCACCUCUGUUUUUCUUUUUUGUUGCAUCAUAGAGUCACCACGUUGAGGUCAGAUCGCAGGGAGGACAAGUGACGGGUGCAGGCACCAUCCAUGGCAAUGUGGACAUCAGCACAUGUGGAGACAGCGUAAGCGUUACAUUUCUAUUCAGCAGUCACUAGAGGGCAGCAGCAGCCUUGAUAAAAGCUUUAUCAAAACACAUUUGCAGCAUUUAGGUUUAUGGCACACAUUUCUUUUGGAGACAGACCUGUAUAGGAUAAAUAAUGAUCGCCUGGUGACAGUGUUGUGCAGUAAUUGACUGUAUGUUUACAGGCUGUGGAUGUGAAGAAGCUCCAGGGCACCAGAAUGAAUGUUUCAACAGAGCGUGGUGUUCUGAAGGUGAAGGCCAUCUAUGCAGAAUCCAGCUGUGUGUCCUCAAGCUCAGGGAGAGUAGAGCUGGGUCAUGUACAUGGUGAGCAGUCAGCUCCAUAUAUUCUUCAUUUACUGAUGCCUCUAAAUGGCCCAAUUUAAUUUGUUUGGGAGUUACAUCAAUUAACAACACUUUUAACAAGAACAGUACAUGGUUUGGGUCAGGGACUGAAUCAUCAACCGUAGAACUUCACUUUUUAUCAUUGUAGGACAUACAGUGAAUUUAUCCAAAAGGUCCCAAACAUUCACGUUCCCCUACACAACACUGUAUUAGGUUUGUAAAAACCCCUGUGCUCUGAUCCAAAAAGAGUCUUGUAAACUGUGUUGUGGCUUUAAUCACAUCAGUGUGUUUUUGUUUGAUUUGGUGCGGUUACAAAAUAGUUUGGUCAUAAAAAGUCUUUAUUUUGAAAUCAAGAUAACUUGGGAAAACAACAGGAACUUUUACGUAAAGUGUAAAAACAUGUCACCCGAAAAGAAUUUUAAUUAAAUCUGAAUCCAGAUGAGUGUCCUAGCACAGAUACAUGGAAACAAUUAUCUUGUUGACAACAGCGAUCCAGGUUAAUAAAAAACACUCUGUGAUGGAGACCUCUUCACAUCGUUGUACACAUUUUACUCGCUUAAUGUGUUGCAUCAUAACAAAUAAUGAGAUAAUAUGAUAUCAGGUUAUUAUGAUACUUUUGUUCUUACUGUUUAAAGGUAACGCCACGGUGAAAAAUACAUCUGGAGAUACAGUCAUAGGUGAGACAGCCGACUCUUAUUGCACAACUCACUACAGUACGUAUGGUUUCUAUCAGUGUCUGGUCACAGCGAAUCAUCUAAGGCUCGCUUUGCUUUUGCAGAUGGUUCAAAUUCUUUCCUGAAGGUUUCCUCACGCAGCGGCAGUAUCGAUGUCUACGUCGGAGAUAACGCCAGCGCUGACCUUCACAGUCAGGAAGGUAAAGGGACUCAAUAAGAGGAAUAUUCACCUGAUUGAGUCUCUUUUCCAAAGCUCCCUUUUAUUGUUUUAUCUCAUUUAACAUCAUUCACUCUAACUCAGGGGCCGUGCACAUACGUGUGCCAUCAUCUCUAAAAGCUGGGGUGGAGCUCUGUGGCGCGUCGGUGGAUAUCAGCCCAGAGGUUGUUCUGCAUGGAGUACAAAACAACACAACUGACGGCCAAACCACAGUCACUGGUGAGCCCUUGUAUCUUAUUGCAUCACACACUUUGGCAGAGCUCAUUGACUAAACCCUCAAAUGUGUAAAUCAACAAGGAACAUACUGUUUCCUCACUGUAUUCCCAGGUUUCUCUCAUUUGUCCUGCUCCUCUGUGUCUCUCAGGCUACAUGAGUGCCGAGUCUGGAGUGGAGCAGAAGGUUAAAGCGCAGGCAGACGGGGGCUCUGUCACGCUGAAGACACAGAGCUGGUUUGAGUCCCUGAAGCUGGGGACCUGA
Molecule: messenger RNA, 3476 nt
Organism: Xyrichtys novacula (pearly razorfish)
Lineage: Eukaryota; Metazoa; Chordata; Actinopteri; Labriformes; Labridae
Source: the annotation of a GenBank genome assembly